UGGAAGCAUUAUUGGAGUAUACACGGACGAUAGUGCUGAGGAAUAUUGCUUUUAUCUGGCUAUGGCCGUUGGAAGUGUCUUUGAGAAACCAGAUGAUGGUACUGAUGAUUGGGAACAGACGGUCCCAAGGGGUGCACUUGUUGUACAAGCACUCUACUAUAAACUAGACCAACAGGACCCAUAUACAUACACUGUAAUUAAGGAGAGACGCGCAACGCUACCGUAUGGUAGCGUUGUUUACAUUCUGCCAAUAUGUGAUCAAACUAAAGUAACCGAAUCAAAAUUUUCUCAUGAUGACAUUAUUGGAAUAAUUGAUGAUAUGUCCCUUGUAAUGAGUGAUAAUGAAUCAAGUGAUAGCUUCAGUGAGACAGAGAGUGAGGGGCCACCUGACUUUAUAACACAAUAG
This is a messenger RNA of Owenia fusiformis, 406 nucleotides long. NCBI's taxonomy places the organism in Eukaryota, Metazoa, Annelida, Polychaeta, Sabellida, Oweniidae. The record is from the annotation of a GenBank genome assembly.